AUGUCCACUGCAGCAUUGACCGAUCAGUUCAGCUCGCUGGUUUCAGGAAUUCGCGUCAUGUCCAGUUGUGUUGAGGGCGUUCGGUUUUUCUCGCGCGUGCAUCCGAAGAUGUAUCGAUGCCUUGGAAGAUCCAAAGUCGGGCUCAGCCGCGGGCUCCGGCUCCGCGGGCGGCAGCUGACUGCACUGGGCAGCGGUCGCUUCCGGCUCCAUGAGCCGGGAGUGGACGAAGAGCAGCUCCUACAGGGCCUGCCCUCCAUGGCGGAGGUGGAGCACUUCGCCAGGUACUGGAAGCAGCGAGUGCCAUGCCCAGACCCCUGGGCUCCAGUGGAAGGUUUCUACAUUCUGUCCCUGUAUGGACGUGCCCGGCGCAGAGUCUAUUUCGGGCGCUAUGAGACGAAGAGGUUGAUGGAGCAUGUGCUUUGGACGAGCUGCAUUCGCCCAUCCUUUGAAGGGGAAGAGCUUCUGCCGGCACCCACGAUCCUGCUGGCCACCUAUGGCACGGCAUUUUUCCGGCAAAAGGAGAAACACGUGGGUUAA
This is a messenger RNA of Durusdinium trenchii, 537 nucleotides long. The record is from the annotation of a GenBank genome assembly. NCBI's taxonomy places the organism in Eukaryota, Dinophyceae, Suessiales, Symbiodiniaceae.